AGAAGAAUCCUGGUGGCGGAACCUUUUCUACCGUCCUUGUUUCACUCCGCCACAUGAAGCUUACGGAACGUAUCGUGUGCACGACGUUAUGGUGGAAAUGAAUGGCUUCGAAUCGUGUUGAUGUUCACAAACAGGCGCCCCUAACUUCGCCAUGUUUUAGUAAAGCGACAGAUUAGAGAUGGAGUGUGACAUCUUGGACUCAUUGGAGCAGCUCGGUUAUGACGGUCCUCUGCUGGAGGAGAAGGCGCUGGUUGGAGCCGCAGAGGGAGGCCUUUCCUCACGGGAUUAUGUGGACCUCUGUCGGUGGUUGACAUCUAGACUGAAGCUCCUGUGUGGUCUGGAGGAAAGCAUUACAUCUGGAGCAGAUGACUUGGACAGCCUGCGGGUGGAGAUGAGUGGUUUGCUGAAGGAGCUGCAGUGUCCCUUUGAAGGAGCGGUUUCUGGUGUUCUCCGGGGAAGCACGCUGACUACAAAAGACCAUCUGAAAAUUAUCUUGUUUUUGAGCUCUGACCUUCAGGCGGCUAUAAUUGUGAGCGGCGGGCGAGGCUGUGAUAAUCACCAGGUUGAGAGUCUGGGUCAGCAGGAGCUUUCAGCAAUCUGCAAAACACUGAAGCUACUGGAGCCUGCAGGAAAAGGGGUAGCAGAGGUUUUUUCUCAACUACAAAACAAGGUGGAAAAUUUGCUUCAAGAUCUUCCUAAUGGCUCCGUUGGAAAGCCAGUGCUGAAGAAGGCUCUCAGCAGUGACCAGUGGGAGAAGCUACAUGACAUCAACAAGGUUCUGUCGUCGGAGUACGAAUGCCGCCGCCGGAUGCUCAUCAAGCGGCUGGACGUCACUGUCCAGUCCUUCGGCUGGUCGGACAGAGCCAAGGUGAAGGUGGACAGCAUGGCCAGAGCCUACCAGCCCAAGAGGCACGCUCUGCAGCCUCAGCCCUCAGUGGACAUGGCUGAGCUUCUGGCUGCCAGGGAGGACAUCUGCAACGUGGUGAAGACCAGCAGCGGUUCUAGCCGGGAGAAGACUGUUUGUGCUGUCAACAAGGUGUUGAUGGGAAGAGUACCGGACCGAGGUGGACGCCCCUCUGAGAUAGAACCCCCGCCACCAGAGAUGCCCCCUUGGCAGAAGAGGCAAGAUGGAGGAGGAAGGGGAGGGCACAGUGGUGGAGGAGGGCGAGGAGGAGGCAGCUGGGGUCAAGGAGGCAGAGGAGGCGGUGGAGGUUGGAAGGGAGGCGGAUGGAACCAAGGAGGACAAAACAGACAUGGAGAUUAUGGAGGACAUGGAGGGAAGAGAGGACGAUACCAGUAUUAACCUGUGCAGUCAAGCCUCAUGUAGUUUUCUACACAAGAUUAUGUAUAGAAACAUUAAUUUUCAGACUAGAUGGACUCAAUUUUGGACUAGAGGUUUGGACACUAUGGCUGUGUCCGAACGUCGGUUCUAACCCCUACAUCCCUCCAUCACUAUAUAGACUAUAUAGUGGACAUUAUAGGGAACUCAGCUAACUGACCGUUUGGACAGAUGAUCGCUGCUUUUUGCUCCUCGUUGUUCACGUGACUCCUCCUCCCUGCAUGUUGUUGUUUCUGCUGUGACAACAAACCCCAUAAUGCUUUGCGAGGAAAGCGCUCCUCGCAAAGCAAUCCAGGAUAAAUCUGCUCGUCUAGUGACAAAGGAUGAUCACUGCUUUUCAAGGUGCAUUGUGGUAAAUUUUGAAUCCACUUCUUUUUCAUCCACUAGACUUUCGGACACUUAUCUAAAAUGGCGUAACACUAUAUAGUUUCCUAUAUAGUGAUUAGGGCGAAUGUUCGGACACAGCCUAUCAGUUCAAUAUGAGCUGAGCUCAAUUUUUAUCCACUGGAGGAAAACUCUCCUCUGAUGGCAGAUGAGGAAACCUUCCCUUCGCCUUGAUUUUAUGGUUUCAUUUUUUUCAAACCGGAGUGUUUUUUAUUAGCUUUUUAUUUAUGCUUUAAGGACAAAUCUGUGGUCGUUACGAGAUUCCUGAUGAGAAACAGUGUGGAAGGUUGACUUUUAACAGCAGCAGGUUAAAAGUUUAGUGACUUGGUGCUUUAGAGAUACACUUUUGUCCUCUUUCAUGCUGCAAGACUAAGAUGUUAAUUGUUUUACUUUAAAGGAAAACAAUUUGACGAUUUAAACUGUGAGAGCCUGAGGUGUUAUAGAAGCAUAAUCAGUAGUGCUGGUUAAAAGGAUGCAGAAACUCAUCAUAACCUAAGAUUUAUAUAGGGUUAGGCUUUUAAAGAUGCACAUGAACCACAAUCUAUAUAAAAAAAAAUAAAAAAAAACUUAUCAUAAUUAGUUGUAGAAGUUUGAAAUUACUGCAGAUUUUCUCUGUCCCGUAGUUCCAUACAGGCCAUGAAUAUGUUUUUACACCCCCUUUAUUAUUUGUUUAUACAUCUUGGCAAUUAAAUUCCACCCUUAAAGUUUUUAUGAACAUCAA
This is a messenger RNA of Cyprinodon tularosa, 2444 nucleotides long. RefSeq names its product family with sequence similarity 98 member B (gene tslig3b). The record is from RefSeq and is a predicted model, not a curated record. Gene Ontology annotation, cellular component: tRNA-splicing ligase complex. The coding region runs from base 179 to 1303 and encodes 374 amino acids. NCBI's taxonomy places the organism in Eukaryota, Metazoa, Chordata, Actinopteri, Cyprinodontiformes, Cyprinodontidae. The transcript has 8 exons.